Messenger RNA from Paramuricea clavata, 220 nucleotides. The record is from the annotation of a GenBank genome assembly. Lineage: Eukaryota; Metazoa; Cnidaria; Anthozoa; Malacalcyonacea; Plexauridae.
UGAAGUGAUCAAAUUUGUUCACGCCCAGUCUGGAGUGGAUUGUAUCCUACAGUGUAUGCUUCAAGAUAAAUCAUGCAGAUCUGUAAACUUCAGAAAAACCUGCGCAGUUAACAAUGGUACUGGAAAUUGUCAGUUACUUCAUGACGUUGCUUCAGAAAAUCCAGAACUUUUACACGAAGAUGUUCGCUUUGAUCAUCUCACAUUACUGCAACCCAACAGG